Messenger RNA from Notolabrus celidotus (New Zealand spotty), 3248 nucleotides. It is a transcript of the gene rhoab, whose product is annotated as ras homolog gene family, member Ab. The record is from RefSeq and is a predicted model, not a curated record. The coding region runs from base 131 to 712 and encodes 193 amino acids. NCBI's taxonomy places the organism in Eukaryota, Metazoa, Chordata, Actinopteri, Labriformes, Labridae. Gene Ontology annotation, molecular function: GTPase activity; GTP binding. Gene Ontology annotation, cellular component: cleavage furrow; dendritic spine. Gene Ontology annotation, biological process: stress fiber assembly; cell migration; small GTPase-mediated signal transduction. The transcript is spliced from 5 exons.
AAAAACUACAAACCCGCGCUGCGCGCUCCCGUGAAGUAAUUCAUUGUAUCAGUUGUAGACGGGAGCGGGUAACAUCGAUCCACUCCGGACACAGUGAGAAACCCUUCUGCUUACCUCGGAAACUGCAGGGAUGGCUGCCAUCCGUAAAAAGCUGGUGAUCGUUGGGGAUGGAGCUUGCGGGAAGACCUGCCUCCUGAUUGUCUUUAGCAAGGACCAGUUCCCUGAGGUGUACGUCCCCACCGUGUUCGAGAACUAUGUUGCUGAUAUAGAAGUGGACGGCAAACAGGUGGAGCUGGCUCUGUGGGAUACUGCGGGUCAGGAAGACUACGACAGGCUGAGACCUCUCUCCUAUCCAGACACUGAUGUCAUCCUCAUGUGCUUCUCCAUAGACAGCCCUGACAGCUUGGAAAACAUUCCUGAGAAAUGGACCCCAGAGGUCAAACACUUCUGUCCCAACGUUCCCAUCAUCCUGGUAGGAAACAAGAAAGACCUGCGUAAUGACGAGCACACACGCAGAGAGCUAGCCAAGAUGAAGCAGGAGCCAGUGAAGUCAGAGGAGGGCCGGGACAUGGCUGGACGCAUCGCAGCAUUCGGUUACAUGGAGUGCUCCGCCAAGACCAAGGACGGCGUGCGGGAGGUGUUUGAGAUGGCCACCAGGGCGGCACUGCAGGCCCGCCGCGGCAAGAAGAGCAAUAAAUGUGUACUGCUGUAGAGCGGCCACCACAUACGGACUGUUUUCACCCUGGGAUACUUUCCCUGGGGGUGGGGGGGGGCUUGGGAGGGACUAAGAAAACUAGACGGGAGAGGGAGGGAGGGGGGGAAGAAAAAAAGUGCAGUACAUGACUACCGCUGUAAAAUGGCUGUUUGUUGGACUGAAUUUACCCAGGGACCUGGAUUUGGGGAAGCUUUGAUGGAGCUGGAUGGACAGGUGGAGAAGUUGAGGAGGGGGCACAGCACAUGACCACCGCUACAAACCGUUGGACUUAUUACCUGUGGUUCUCCAUCAGGGGGGAGAGGUUACACCAGCCACCGGCCAAACGCUGGGACAUGUAGUCUUUUCAACAAACCACUUACACUGAUCAUUAUGAGAUCCUGGUCUGGUCUAAACAUCUAGCUGACAUAUAAACUUGAUUGUAGGUGACUUCUGGGAUUUUCCUGCGACUUGAGUGUGAACAACAAACAAAGGUUUAGUUUCUGGAUGAAUCGGCACAUGGAGAGAGACAGCACAGUAAAUGAGUACCACUGUAAACAGCCACCAGUGUGCUAUUCAUCCCCAGGUGAUCUCCCCUGGAUCUAGGGCUAAAUGUUGACAGUUAGGAUCUGAAGGAUGAUGUGCAGUGGUGUGCGUGUGACUACGAUGAGAUGAGAUUCAUCAAACCAGGGCAGUUUACAAAGUUUUGCACAUUCAGCUCGCUUGUUGUACGCUGUAGUUUCCUGGACAGGCCCGAAAAUAGACAAAUCGCCAGUCAUCGGAAUCAAGUGCUCCUUACGCAGGUGUGAGUUUGAUCAACUGUUAAUUUAACUUCCAACACAAAAAAGAAAAUCUGUCGUACGGUGAGACAUUUCCAAAAGUUUGAUCUGUGACUGUCGUUGCGUUUACGGAGUUAAACGGAUGGUCACGUGCCGUCACGUGCUCGGGCCAUUUGUUUGGUGUUAUCAGAGAAGAGUGGAGCUCCAUGCUCACGUGUCCAGCUCAGUCUGUCACUGUGGCUAAUCCCGUGCUUACAGACUCGCUGGGACAAACACAGUUACCUGAUCCUGAAUGUAAUGUUUGAAAUGAAAGAUUAGCUGUCAAAGCAUGUUUUCUACUUCUCUCGUGCGCUAUUAUCUGAUCUGUAAUCGUAGAGCGGCUCUCGCCACCAGCUGUGGUCCAGCUGCUGCUUUGAAGCCACCAUAGCACUGUUGUAAAGGUCACUGAAGAGCAGCAUGGUUGGUUUGUCUACUGUAGGGAGUCAUCAGCUGCAGCCUGAUGGUCCUUUAACAUGAACUGUGUUCUUUGUAUCGGUGGAAGAGGCUGGGAAUCGUAGUCUCUCUGAACCACAAAGGUAGCCUCCAACCAGUGCAGACUCUGCCCUGGCUCAGCUCCCAACCCUUCCUGUUCCAUGAAGCUGACUCCUGGUGCUCAUUUACCCCUGGCUUAGACCAGGACGAAGAACAAGGAGAGGAUUGUGUUUACAUGCCGACAACUAGAAGUCUCUGUAUUCAGAUAAACAAGUAGUCCUUCCACUGUGUCGGCAUGUCUAAAGGUCCUUUAUAGAAGAAGUAGUUCAAUUUUCAGGGUGAAACAUGUGCCUGAGAUAAACUUGAUUUCACCAAACACGUCUGCCUUUACUGAGGAACGGGUUGUGUCUGAUUGAGCAGUUCACUCAAGAAGACAAAUGUGUCAUAUGGGACGCAACCUUUAAUACAGAACUGUCAGGUUGGGCAGUUGAUGAGUUUAGGUCAAGUCAAGGCAGACGUCUGAGAGUGACCUACCUGCUGGAUGCUGGAGACGUUCUCUCUUUCAGGUCUUUCCGUUCUAAAACGUUGAGCGUGACCGGCUAUAUUUGGGAUUAUUCCUCCCUCCCUGACUCUGGUUCAGGCUCUCCUGACCGUGUCGUACCCUCCUGUUCUUCCUCCUGGCCUGCUUGGAGGAGCCUGUUCCAGAAACCCAGUCUUGUGAUGUUGUUUUUAAACUUUUAUUUCCUGCUUUAUAAGAAAAAAGAAGUCAUAAAUAUGUUGUCUAUCAGUAUUUAAAAUAGGAGGUGGACGAUAGGGGACUGCUCAUGUGUCGUUGCUUUAGUUUACUCUCAUGUGCUUUAACUGAAUUUUCUUGAUGAUUUACUCGUGGGUGUAAGGACCCGUCAAUCAUCACUGCCAAAUGCUGUUGUUAGGCAGUCAGGAGAAAGGCUGGCCUCUCGGCUGCCUGUCUAGAACAUCACUAGGACCACAUGUGCUGGCUCUUUUUCUGUUUGUUUGUUUUUGAACACAAACUUGGCUGAAGAGACAAAAAAAAGGAAAACAAUGUUAGUGUCCUUAUUAUGUACAAAUCAAUUUUAUUUCUACUUUUUAAUGUAUUUUUUAAAUCCUGAUUUGUGGAUGCUGAAGCAGUGACAUAAACAAAGGAACAGGAAAACCAAGCUGUAUGCAAAGUCUGUAAAUAUGAAAUGUGGGUUUGUUCAUACUAGACUAUACACACGCACAGGACUGGAAACUGUAUUUGUAAACUAGCUUUGGUUUGUGUAAUAAAUUACUUUCUAUAACACUCA